Molecule: messenger RNA, 1162 nt
Organism: Eutrema salsugineum
Lineage: Eukaryota; Viridiplantae; Streptophyta; Magnoliopsida; Brassicales; Brassicaceae
Product: protein EXORDIUM-like 1
Exons: 1
Coding region: 50-985 (311 amino acids)
Source: RefSeq, a predicted model, not a curated record
UUCAAAGCUUUCUUCGUCUCUUUGUUUUGCUACUUCUACAUAUUUAAAAAUGGCAUCUUUUAUCUUGGGUCACAAUCUUGGAGUCUUGUUCUUGUUAUUCGUCGUUGCGUUUGUGUGUCUAGACGCAAAGACGGACAAAACGCAGGAUUACAUGUCGUUUCAGUACCACAAAGGAGCGCUUCUCACCGGAGACGUCUCCAUCAACCUAAUCUGGUACGGGAAGUUCAAGCCGUCGCAGCGUGCCAUCGUAACCGACUUCGUCACCUCCCUCUCGUCAUCUUCCCGGAGAUCAGCCACGGCCCAAAACCCUUCAGUCGCCACAUGGUGGAAGACGGUGGAGAAGUAUUACCACAAGACGACGACACGUGGACACCUCGCUCUCUCCCUCGGAGAACAGAUCCUCGACGAAAGUUACUCAAUGGGAAAAUCAUUAACAGAGAGAAACAUCAAAGCCUUAGCCGCAAAAGGCCGUCAAAGCUAUGCUGUCAACGUUGUGUUGACCGCUGCUGAUGUAAUGGUCCAAGGCUUUUGCAUGAACCGAUGCGGGUCGCACGGGUCAGGUUCGGGCAAGAAAAUAUCAAAAUUUGCGUACAUCUCGGUCGAGAACUCAGAGACUCAGUGUCCGGGACAAUGCGCAUGGCCAUUCCACGCGCCGGUUUACGGGCCGCAAAGCCCACCACUUGUGGCGCCUAACAACGACGUGGGUUUAGAUGGGAUGGUGAUCAACUUGGCGAGUUUGUUAGCUGGGACAGCAACUAACCCUUUCGGAGAUGGGUUUUACCAAGGGCCUAAAACGGCGCCGCUUGAGGCUGGUUCGGCUUGUAGUGGAGUUUAUGGUAAAGGUUCGUAUCCUGGUUAUGCUGGUGAGUUGCUUGUGGAUGCAAUGAGCCGUGGGAGUUAUAAUGCGAAGGGAGCAAAUGGGAGGAAGUAUUUGCUUCCUGCUCUGUUUGAUUUGGAAACAUCUGCUUGCUCCACUCUGCUUUGAACACUCAAGUUGGUGAUACGUUUAAAAAGCUCAGUUUAGUAUACACUAGAUUCAAAUAAUCCCUUUUGUUUCUUAAUAUUCUUCUGAUUCAUAUAAUUCUUUUGUUUACUUAGAUAUUAUUCUUUUUAAAUUGUAACGUGAUAUAUAGCUAUUGAUGAUAUCAAUUGCUUUCUUAAA